Racocetra fulgida is the source of this 252-nucleotide messenger RNA. The record is from the annotation of a GenBank genome assembly. Lineage: Eukaryota; Fungi; Glomeromycota; Glomeromycetes; Diversisporales; Gigasporaceae.
AAAAAAAACACAAGGGACAUCUUACUCAUGAAAUAAUCGCUGGUGCCGCAGCUUUUGAAGCCAUGAGGCACUACGAAAAAAAGCAUGAAGAAGAAACUGGACAAAAAGAUAAAUUUGCUUUCGCUAAAGAGGCAUUCGCAGCAUUUGCUGCCGCUGAAGCAGAAAAACUCAUUGAGACAAAAGGUUUAGAUGCAAUUGAUAAAAUGAAAGCAAAAAAGCACGCAAAAGAGUCUGCUGAAAAAUUAUACGAUG